GUUUCUUCAUCUAAAGCUUUAGCAGUAUUAAGAAAAUAAAUAAAUAAUACAUACUGCUUAAGCUUUGGAACACCUUCAAUCCUUUUUACAAAAAAGAAAAAUGGCACGUCAAUUUGUAGUAUUUGGUCUAUUGGCUUUGGUGGUGGCCACCGCAUUCGCUGCUGAGGCACCCUCAGCUGCUCCCACCGCCUCCCCUACCAAGGCACCCGCCACCAAGGCACCGGCUGCUGCACCCAAAUCCUCCACCUCAGCAUCCGCACCCAAAGCAUCGUCCCCUGUGGCAGAGGAACCAACAGCCGAAGACGAUUACACAGGAAACAGCCCCACUGAAUCUGUCGAGGGACCCACCGUCUCCUCCCCACCAGCUCCUACCCCAGAGGCUUCUGCUGAUGGACCAUCAUCCGAUGCACCCACCCCUGGCCCCGAGGUACUUGAUGGCAGCGCCACUAACGUGAAGCUCUCCAUCGCCGGCACUGUCGCCGCCCUCGGAUUCUUCUUCUUCUCUCUCUAAGAAGUUUGUUUUUUUUUAAAAAAAAACGACAACCUUGUUUGGGACGAAUCAUAUGACUGACUUUGUGUGACCAAAUCUUACUUAUAUGCCAAUUGUUAUCAAAAGAUUAAACGGACCUAUUAUUAAUUAAAUUAAUUAUACUACUAAUAUGUUCUUGUAACAUUUUUUUUA
Molecule: messenger RNA, 682 nt
Organism: Raphanus sativus (radish)
Lineage: Eukaryota; Viridiplantae; Streptophyta; Magnoliopsida; Brassicales; Brassicaceae
Product: classical arabinogalactan protein 11-like
Exons: 1
Coding region: 101-511 (136 amino acids)
Source: RefSeq, a predicted model, not a curated record